Drosophila gunungcola (fruit fly) is the source of this 846-nucleotide messenger RNA. RefSeq names its product accessory gland protein Acp29AB (gene lectin-21Ca). The transcript has a single exon. The coding region runs from base 35 to 799 and encodes 254 amino acids. Gene Ontology annotation, molecular function: signaling receptor activity. The record is from RefSeq and is a predicted model, not a curated record. NCBI's taxonomy places the organism in Eukaryota, Metazoa, Arthropoda, Insecta, Diptera, Drosophilidae.
UACAUUCGCCUUCUUAUGUUUUUAGUAUCUUAAUAUGUUUAAGUACGCAACCUACUUUUUGUACACAUUUUUGGUUUACGACCUUUACGGAGUCCAGGCAGCUGAUCAGUGUACCCAAAAUCCACUAAAACGUCGCGGAGAAGUCUGCCUUGUGGAACUAUCGCCAGUGCUUGAGCACAUUGCAAACAACAAGCAGAGUUUAUCGGCCGAAACUCAGAAAAAACUAAGCAGGAUUGAAGGUCGCGAAGAAGACACAAUUGGAAAACUGAAGGCGGUUCAAAUAACGAUAGAAAGCAAAUUGUUGGCAGUGGAGGCCAAGAUGUCAGUUUCGGGCGAUUUGAAGAGCCUGUCAUCGUCCGUGCAGGAAACGCAAAGAGCUCUACUCGUUUCGCUAGAAAGCAACCGCGUGAAGAAAAAUGGUCAAGUCCCCAAGGGUUUUCAGAAGAUUGGCUCGAGGUACUUUUACAUCGAGCAGAAUAUGGGACUCGAUUGGUUUGGUGCGGCCAGCAAAUGCCAUCAGAUGGGCGCUCACCUGGCGACAAUCCAAAAUCAGCCGGAACUGGAUGCUAUCAGGAAGAAAACCUCCUUCUCGAAUGACUUUUGGUUGGACAUCACCGACCUGGCCAAAUGGGGCGAAUAUAUUUCCAUAGCCAGGGGGGAAAGACCACCUUUUUUUAAAUGGGACAAAAAUAGGCCCGAGGCUAAACUGGACCAGCGUUGCAUUACUUUAUUUAAAGGGAAAAUGAGGGAUGAAAUGUGCAGCAAGACUUUAUUUUUCAUUUGCCAACUGGCGCAAUAAGAAUUAAAAUUAUUAUAAUAAAUAUUAUAACAUUAAAAGCUUUCAUA